AUGGCACAAAGCUUACGAUUGCACUUUGCAGCCAGAAGAAGCAAUACUUACCCUUUGUCAGAAACCUCCGGAGAUGAUUUGGAUAGCAGUGCUCACAUGUGCUUCAAGAGACCAACGCGGAUUUCAGCGUCUAACGUGGUUCAAAUGAAGCUGACUUCCAGACAGACUGCACUCGCGCCUUUGAUAAAGGAAAACGUUCAGUCUCAUGAAAGAUCGUCUGUCUCAUCCUCUGAAAAUGUUAGCGAAAAGAGCAGCUGCCUACAGAUUUCACUACAGCCAACAAGGUACAGUGGGCGUCUUCAACCUCGCAGUGCCUUGACCGAUGGGGAUGAAGCUUCCCUUCCUUGUGUCUUGAAGGAAGGCGUUGAUAGCAAUACUGUGGUUGAUAAUGAACUGAAUUCUGUGAACGAUGGUAACCUUUCUGCCGUUUGUGGUAACUUUCCGACCAGUGAUAACGGAUCCGAUAGCAGCAACGGUAGUGAUUAUGGGUCAUGCACAAGUAUCACAAGUGGAGGUUCGUACACUAACAGUGUCAUCAGCGACAGCAGCAGUUGUACUUUCCCACCAAGUGACGAUCCUGGCAUUGGUGGGAACUUACCUUCUGAGACCACCUCCAACCGGAGUAUGCCCAACAGGAAUACUGCCCCGGAUGAAGUUUUCCCAAGAAGUACAAGUACCGUUCCCUUUGUCCAGGAUGACCUGGAGCAUGGGCUUGACAUGAAGUGUCCAGUGAGCAGGAACUCAAAAGUUCCACUGAAACGGUGUUCAUCCUUGGUCAUUUUCCCUAGGAGUCCUUCAAAUACCCCACCGAGGUCUCCAGCAGGUACAGGUGCUCUUUCAAGCAAAGGAUCCUUUCAGACGUCACACCAGUUCAUCAUUUCCCCCAGUGAGAGUGUGCACAGUGAAGACGGGACUAGUGCGAAGGGAUUCCUCUCCACAGCUGUCAAUGGACUUCGGUUAUCGAAAACGAUCUGUUCUCCUGGAGAAGUAAGGGACAUAAGGCCACUUCACAGGAAGGGCUCAUUACAGAAGAAAAUCGUUCUUUCCAAUAACUGUCCACACCAGACUGUCUGUGACAAGGCACCUGAAGGAUAUGCUUGUGUGUCAGUGCAUUUCACCCAGCAGAAAGCAACUACCUUCGAUUGUGAAACAGCAAGCGGUGACUGUCAACCAGAGAUGUCAGACAUGAAGCUUCAUGCUAAUUCAGAGUGUGUUCAGCGUAGGCAUAGGGCAUCUGCAUGUUUGCCAUCCAACUCAAAUAGAGAUUAUCAAAUAAAUAUCAGCAGACCAAAUUCACAGAUUAGCAAAAGCCAGGGCAUUUUGCAAAGAAGUCUGUCACUGGGAGGAACGUAUCCAAAUGUUUCCUGUUUAUCCAGCCUUAAGCACAGUUGUUCUAAGGGGGGACCAUCUCAAUUGCUCAUAAAGUUUGCACCUGGAAAUGAAGGUAAAGUUAGUCAUUUAUCAAGAGACAACAACAGAGAUUUCACAAAUGAACUAUCCAGUUCUUUGAAGCAGUCUCAAAAGCCUGGCUGGGUUGUUUUGGACCAACCUGAUGCUGCUUGCCAUUUGCAGCAGCAACAAGAACCUUCUCCUCUACCUCCAGGAUGGGAAGAGAGGCAGGAUGUCCUUGGAAGGACCUACUACGUAAACCACGAGUCUAGACGAACGCAGUGGAAAAGACCAAGCCCGCAGGACAGCCUAACAGAUGCUGAGAACGGUAGCAUUCAGCUGCAGGCACAACGCGCAUUUACCACCAGGCACCAAAUAUCCGAGGAAGCAGAGAGUGUUGACCAACGAGAGUCUGCUGAGCACUGGGAAAUAAUAGGAGAAGACGAAGCUACCACGUACAGCAAUCAGGCCUUCCUGUCACCGCCAUCAGCACAUAACAUGGAUGUUCAGACGUACCUUGCAGAAGAAUUGAAUGCCAGGCUUACUUGUGGAAAUUCAGCCACCAGUCCGCCAGUACCCAGCUCAAAUCAUUCCAGCAGAAGAGGCAGCUUACAAGCCUAUACUUUUGAGGAACAGCCUACACUUCCUGUGCUUUUGCCUACUUCAUCUGGAUUACCACCAGGUUGGGAAAUAAAACAAGAUGAAAGAGGAAGAUCCUAUUAUGUAGAUCACAAUUCCAGAACUACUACCUGGACAAAGCCCACCACGCAGGCCGCGACGGAGACCGGUCAGCUGCCAUCGAGCCAGAGCUCUCCUGCAUGUCCGCAGCCACAGGCCCCCCCGGGUGACUCAGCGCAGCCGGUGACCCAGCCUCCUUCUGAACUGGAGCAGAGAUUCCUUCCUAAGGGCUGGGAAGUCCGACAUGCACCGAAUGGACGGCCUUUCUUUAUUGACCACAACACGAAAACGACCACCUGGGAAGCUCCAAGAUGGAACAUUCCAGCUCAUUUGAGAGGAAAGACAUCCCUUGAUGCUCCUAGUGAUCUGGGCCCUCUACCUCCAGGAUGGGAAGAGAGAACUCACACAGAUGGAAGAAUCGUCUAUAUAAAUCACAAUAUCAAGAGAACUCAGUGGGAGGAUCCUCGGUUGCAGAAUGUAGCGAUCACUGGACCAGCAGUGCCCUAUUCCAGGGAUUACAAACGAAAAUAUGAGUUCUUCCGACGAAAGUUGAGGAAGCAGAAUGACAUUCCAAAUAAAUUUGAAAUGAAACUUCGCCGGGCCACUGUUCUUGAGGAUUCUUACAGAAGAAUUAUGGCUGUCAAGAGAGCAGACUUCCUCAAGGCUAGGCUGUGGAUUGAGUUUGAUGGGGAAAAGGGAUUGGAUUAUGGAGGCGUCGCCAGAGAAUGGUUCUUCCUGAUCUCAAAAGAGAUGUUUAACCCUUACUAUGGGCUCUUUGAAUAUUCUGCUACGGAUAAUUAUACCCUACAGAUAAAUCCCAACUCUGGGUUAUGCAAUGAAGAUCACCUCUCUUACUUCAAGUUUAUAGGCCGAGUAGCUGGAAUGGCAGUUCAUCAUGGCAAACUGUUAGAUGGUUUCUUCAUCCGGCCGUUUUACAAGAUGAUGCUACAGAAACCCAUAACACUUCAUGACAUGGAGUCUGUGGAUAGUGAAUAUUACAAUUCCCUAAGAUGGAUUCUCGAAAAUGACCCAACGGAGCUGGACCUGAGAUUUAUCAUCGAUGAAGAACUUUUUGGACAGACACAUCAACAUGAGUUGAAAAGUGGUGGAUCAGAAAUAGUUGUCACCAAUAAGAACAAAAAAGAAUAUAUUUAUCUUGUAAUACAAUGGCGAUUUGUAAACCGAAUCCAGAAGCAAAUGGCUGCUUUUAAAGAGGGGUUUUUUGAACUAAUACCACAGGAUCUCAUCAAAAUUUUUGAUGAAAACGAACUGGAGCUUCUCAUGUGUGGCUUGGGAGACGUCGACGUGAAUGACUGGCAAGAGCACACCAAGUAUAAAAACGGCUAUAGCGCCAACCAUCAAGUCAUACAGUGGUUUUGGAAGGCUGUGUUAAUGAUGGACUCGGAAAAGAGGAUAAGAUUGCUUCAGUUUGUCACGGGCACCUCCCGUGUGCCUAUGAACGGAUUUGGUGAACUCUAUGGCUCCAACGGACCACAGUCUUUCACGGUUGAGCAGUGGGGUACCCCGGAAAAGCUGCCAAGAGCGCACACCUGCUUUAAUCGCCUGGACUUGCCACCGUAUGAAUCAUUUGAAGAGUUAUGGGAUAAACUGCAGCUGGCGAUUGAGAAUACUCAGGGUUUUGAUGGGGUUGAUUAGAUUACAAAUGACAGUCUACAAUAGUGCGCUGACGCAAUACUUUAUACACCGACUCUUGGCUUAAAUUACCCAGGAAACUACUAAAAACUUGGCCAUUGAUCAAGUAUCUUCUCAGACACUUGAGACAACCAUCGAUAAAUAAGCAUUAGGAGCCAUGCUAUGACAACUAUUAGUUCAAUCACUUACGAAGGUAUUUGCGUUGGCCCGGUUGUUUCCUUUUAUCUUUUGAGUUCACACGCCAGGGCCUUGUCCUGUGUGCCUGAAGUAGUGAGUUGUGUUCUCAACACUUACCUCUUUUACAGUAUUUUCAAGGCAGUUCUUUCUUAAACUACUGAAAUUAUCACUGUGAAAUAUUUGUGACAAGUGUUGUGUGUGAAAAGUCGGAUGCUCUUUGAGGAGGAAGACUGACUGUUGGGGGAGAGUAAUUUAAUAUUGAGUAAAUGACAAUAUACCUAGUGCUGCUUGAAGCCACUUAUCAUUGUGUAGACUCGCCUAAUGCACCUUACUGCCCAGGUAUUCGGGAAAACCUUGUCAAGUGUGUUACCUAUAUCUUUAGUCAACUGACUCACUUUCAAAAAAAAUUCUUUUUGUUUACUUCUUCAUCUUAAAAGUAUUUGUCUUUGGUUAAUAACCCGUUUUGAUCAGUGAGGUGAUUCACAAGGCAGGUGAAGCAAAUUCAAAACUGCAGUGAGUUGAAAGUAUUAAAGCCUUUCUCUGGCCUUAUAUAGGCUCAAUGGAAGAGCCAUCACGUUUUUAACGUUUCCUUGUGGAUCGAAGAAUUCCUUCUUCCAAAAUUAGACGAAAUCUCACAAAACAGUAUUUCUAAGUAUGCUUUAAAGAGUUGCGCGUAAUGUACAGUACUUGCCCUGACAAGUCAUUCUUAUACUUGCACAGUCACGUAGUCAAUAUAUGUUUACAGGAUUUAUUACGUUUACAGAUGAAGCCCAUUUCUGUAGUUGCUUUUUUAUAUUUUUAUUACUUCACUCUAGUAAAAAGAAAAGUUAAAAACAACCAAAGAGUAGCUAUAAUGCGUAAUUUGUAUGGAAUUUAUUACCAUGUUUCUUAUGAUUUGUAAAAAUACUGUUUACUGUGGAAAUGAUAUUUUACUAUCAAUCAAAAACUCUAGCAAAAUGC
This is a messenger RNA of Echinops telfairi (small Madagascar hedgehog), 4857 nucleotides long. It is a transcript of the gene NEDD4, whose product is annotated as NEDD4 E3 ubiquitin protein ligase. The transcript is spliced from 22 exons. Lineage: Eukaryota; Metazoa; Chordata; Mammalia; Afrosoricida; Tenrecidae. The record is from RefSeq and is a predicted model, not a curated record. Gene Ontology annotation, molecular function: sodium channel inhibitor activity; ubiquitin-protein transferase activity; protein binding. The coding region runs from base 1 to 3723 and encodes 1240 amino acids. Gene Ontology annotation, biological process: receptor internalization; neuromuscular junction development; receptor catabolic process.